AUGGCCGAUGCCCAAAACAUCGUCAGGCGAUAUCCCGGGUGCCAGUUCUUCUCCAAGCAGCAGCACGUCCCCGCUCAGGCCUUACGGACUAUACCUCCUUCUUGGCCAUUCGCCUGCUGGGGACUCGACUCGGUGGGACCCCAAAAGACGGCCGUUGGCGGAUACAAUCAUAUAUUCGUGGCGAUUGAAAAGUUCACAAAAUGGAUCGAAGUCAAGCCAGUAACAGCCACUACAGCAGCCAAGGCAGCCGAUUUCAUCGAGGAGAUAUCACACCGAUUCGGGGUGCCUAACCGGAUUAUCACAGAUCUGGUUACUUCAUUCACGGGCUCCGAGUUCUGGGACUACUGCCAAGAAAGCUACAUCGACGUCUACUAUGCCUCCGUGGCACACCCCCGGUGCAAUGGCCAAGUUGAAAGUGCCAACGGCUUGAUCCUCCAGGGGCUCAAAGACAGAAUUUUUGACCCGAUCAAAAAGUAUGUCUUGCCAUCGGACAUAGCUUUUGGUGCUAUGCGCAUCCAGAACUACGACGAGAACGAAGCCGAAGCGACUCGAUGCACCGACAUCGACUUGGCAGAGGAGCACCGCCUGACGGCCUCAACUCAGCAUGCGAGAUAUGAGCAACAGCUCUGGCGCUACCAUGAUCGCAAUGUCCAUGAGCGUGACUUCAAUGUCGACGACCUGGUUUUGUGA
This is a messenger RNA of Panicum virgatum (switchgrass), 690 nucleotides long. RefSeq lists its product as uncharacterized. Gene Ontology annotation, biological process: DNA integration. The coding region runs from base 1 to 690 and encodes 229 amino acids. The transcript has 2 exons. NCBI's taxonomy places the organism in Eukaryota, Viridiplantae, Streptophyta, Magnoliopsida, Poales, Poaceae. The record is from RefSeq and is a predicted model, not a curated record. Gene Ontology annotation, molecular function: nucleic acid binding.